AUGCCGGGAAGCAUAAAACAUGAAAAAGAGGAAGUCAUCACGACCGACAGAGAUGGACAAAGAAGCCAAUUUGAUUCAGAAGAAGUGGAAGAGUCUCUUCGACUGAUCGAAGAUGUCAAGUUUUUCCUAGCAACAGCCCCUGCCAAUUGGCAAGAAAAUCAAAUUAUUCGUAGAUACUAUCUGAACAACGACCAGGGUUUUGUGUCGUGCGUUUUCUGGAAUAACCUGUACUAUAUUACCGGCACCGAUAUCGUCAAGUGCUGUGUGUACCGCAUGCAAAAAUUUGGGAGAGAGGUUUUGGACCGCAAGAAAUUCGAAGAAGGCAUUUUUUCAGACCUGCGACAUCUUAAAUGUGGAGUGGAUGCUACUCUAGAGACUCCAAAAUCGGAGUUUCUGUCGUUUCUGUUCAAAAAUAUGUGUCUUAAGACCCAAAAAAAGCAGAAGGUUUUCUUCUGGUUCAGCGUACCGCACGAUAAACUAUUUGCUGAUGCUUUGGAAAGGGAUAUGAAGAGACAAAGUGCAAGCCAAACCUCGACCACUCGUGCUAUUAGCGAGCCUGCUCUUUCCUUCACCUACGACGAUCGUUUGGGUCUCUCAUUGUACGACCAAUUGGUACAGCAUAUGCAGGUAAAGCGCACUAGAAAUUCCAAAGCAUCCACGGUAGAUUCUACCUUGCCCUCUACGCAUACAACGGGCACUUACAACCUAACAGAUACCAAAACCACGGAACCUCUCGAGGAAAGUCCUGCUAACGUCAAAGAUGAGAAUGUCGGUUUGGAUGUUGAGCUUGCAUCGGACACCAUGGAAUCGAAAUUCGCAGCCCAACACCCAACAUUGAGCGUUCCACAAGCCUCGCCUGAUGAGCUGGAUUUGAACCCCAUUUCGCAACCCAUCCGCUUCACCAAGGAAAAUGGUGAACAGGAUGAUUUUCCUCUAGACUAUUUCCCAGUCGAGGUCGAAUAUCCAGAUGAAACUCUGAAAUCUGGCGCCGCGAACUUUUAUUACGAAAACGAUUUUGACGCAGGGCACAUACCUUUGUCUGCUAUUCCGCCGGUUUCUGCAGGCUUCUAUGAAAACUCACAUUUUCCAGAGGAAGUCACAUUUGCACCGCCGCCGGUUACUUCAGCGGCAAGACUCGUAUUCCAGGUGCCACCUCCGCCAUUAUCCGCCACACGUUCCCAAUUUAUUACGAAUGGCGAAUACUAUGCAUCAUAUGUUAAGGAGCAUGAAGAGCGCGGUAAUGAGAGGCUCUCGCCCGAAUUCGAGCAAGACAAAGAUGCUCAGGAAUUCGUAGGUUACCCCCGCGACUCGGAACGAAAUUCGAAACAGUUUUCUUCUAGUCAUAGACAAGGAACAGAUGGCCGGACCUAUCAUAAUAGCUUUCACAUGGGAUCUGUUUAUCCAAACAGAUAUGCAUACCCUCCCAUCGAAUUCCAACAGCAAGGUACUCUUGAUCCUGUAAUGAGUAGAAGUUACGCCAUGGAGGACUAUCUAUCGGACAACGCUGCUCUUUACGAUUCAUAUCCCGCUGGUGCUUAUUGUCCGCCCGCCAAGCCGUACACUCCAGCGUAUCGACUGACACCUGUAGCCCCUACGACUCCUUUUGUGGGCGCUGCGGCAUAUGGUAACAAACAAGUUCCCAUUGGUCAACCAAAGAGCCACCCCAUCAAUCCAUACUAUCAAUCCUCUCCGAAUUUUCAACGUUGGAACAACGUGCAUGGGUACUUGAGAGGAUUUCCAUCCAUUCAGGCAACCUCGGCACCUCAGGUCCCACCACAUGCAAUGCAGCAUCCGCAUUCUGCGUCCAAAGCAUAUUUCAAUCGGCCUAAUAUGGUCCAUAAGGGUUCCGCAAGAACGCCGAUACAAAGGACACGCGUCAAAAAGCCGACCCCAGUAUCACGCUCUGCUAUGGUCUACAACCACAAUCAUGGCAAGAGUGACGCCGUUCAAGACGUAACUAAUAUACGCAUUUCAUCUCCUGCACCCAGUAUCAAAGACGAUUAUCCUGCUAACGAUUUGAAGGAUACACUUUCGAGAAAAGUUGAGGAUCGCAAGACAAUUUACAAAUGA
Molecule: messenger RNA, 2070 nt
Organism: Lachancea lanzarotensis
Lineage: Eukaryota; Fungi; Ascomycota; Saccharomycetes; Saccharomycetales; Saccharomycetaceae
Gene: STE12
Product: LALA0S05e03730g1_1
Exons: 1
Coding region: 1-2070 (689 amino acids)
Biological process (GO): regulation of DNA-templated transcription; regulation of pseudohyphal growth; sexual reproduction
Cellular component (GO): Tec1p-Ste12p-Dig1p complex; nucleus; Ste12p-Dig1p-Dig2p complex
Molecular function (GO): DNA-binding transcription factor activity
Source: RefSeq, a predicted model, not a curated record